Messenger RNA from Pristis pectinata (smalltooth sawfish), 3561 nucleotides. RefSeq names its product WT1 interacting protein (gene wtip). The transcript has 8 exons. The record is from RefSeq and is a predicted model, not a curated record. The coding region runs from base 408 to 2483 and encodes 691 amino acids. Lineage: Eukaryota; Metazoa; Chordata; Chondrichthyes; Rhinopristiformes; Pristidae. Gene Ontology annotation, molecular function: transcription corepressor activity. Gene Ontology annotation, cellular component: P-body; transcription regulator complex; nucleus. Gene Ontology annotation, biological process: cytoskeleton organization; positive regulation of miRNA-mediated gene silencing; negative regulation of hippo signaling.
GGGGCUCUCCCUGCCGUCCGGAUAUUGUUGCCUUUCUCUGCAGAUUGUUACACGUUCGGUUGAAAGUAACAACUCGCCUCCGCCGUGCGCGCCAUUCCGCUCGGUGCUGCGGCCCUGCUCUGAAACUGACUCAAGGGGUUUUUUUUGAGGGGGAGGAGAGAGAGAGAAAAAAUGUUUGUUUUUUGUAAAAUUCAAAUGCAAAGAAUAAAAUGCAGCAUGUGGGAGAGGAAGAGAGAUGGACGGUCGAUGCACGUUUUAUAAAAUAAUUAAAUAAUACAUUUAAAGAACAAAGCGAGGCUGGAUGGUGCUUUGCAGUUUUUGGAAGAUUAUGUUUUAAACCGCAGCUUCGCUACUUUUGGAGUUUGCCCGCAGUUGCUCUCGGUUGCAUUUGAUGGACGCUACAAAUUAUGUCUAAGUACGAGGACGACCUGUCCGUGCAGACGAGCUUUCUGCAGGAUCUGUCUCUGUACGAGGCGGCCACCGAUGGGCUGUACGGCGCACGGAGGGAGCUGCUGGCCGGCCCCAGCCUGGAAGAGACAAAGCGGGCCGUCUUGCUGCAGAUGAUCCCGGGACACCAGCACCACGUCCUGCAGCUGCAGGGCCCCGAGGCGGCGGCGGCGGGCAGGAUGAACGGGACUGGGACCGAUCUCCACCUCCAGGACCGGAGUCUGGGCACUUUCUGCAAACUCUCGGCAGCGCCCCGGGGAGCGAACGGGAAUCGCGGCGGCGGCCUGGAGCCGCAGCAGGCGGGCGGCGAGCCCGACCCGGUGAGCUGCUACUUCAAGGGGCACGGGGCUCCGGCAGCCUUCGGUUACAGCGCCGAGAGCCGCAGGUACAGCGGCGGCGGGACGGUUUACGAGCCGGGCCAGGCGUGCGGUCGGCAGGGAGGUUACGCCGCGUAUCCCGGCGCUCCGGCCGGCAGAGGCAACAAUGUAUCGGCCGCCAGGAGCAACAAUGUAUCGGCCGCCCGCGGCAACAAUGUAUCGGCUGCCGGGCAGCCCCCGGACCCGCGGCUCGGCGCCACCAGCCCCCGCUCCAGCCUCGCCUCGUCCUCCUCCUCCUCCAACUCCACCCAGGAGCACGGCAAGCACCCGAGCCCCCGCUCCAGCCUGUACCCCAGCCCCCGCUCCAGCCUGGUGGUGGGGGGCCCGGGCCCGGCGCAGGACAAGUACUCGAGUCCCCGGGCCAGCCUGAUCCAGUACGAGGGCGGCGGCGGCCUGAGCUCCCGCUCCAGCUACGCCAGCACGGCGAGCGACACCAGCAAGCACUCGAGCCCCCGGGCCAGCCUGAACGAGAGCGGCGGCAGCAAGCCGAGCAGCAACCGCACCAGCGGCAUCAGCAUGGGCUACGACCAGCGGCACGUCAGCCCCCGCUCCAGCUACUCCGACUCCCGGUUGGCGGCGGCCGACGCCGAGGGUCCCGGGCCGGGCCCGAGUGCCCGCAGCAGCAUCUCCAGCCAGAGCUCCCGCAGCUCCCGCGGCUCCAUCAGCGCCGCCUACCCCGACCUCCAGCUGCCGUCGUCGCCCCGCUCGUCGCUGCUGAGCGCCGGCCUCCCGGAGGAAGGUUACCCGGGGCCCGAGGGCCAGCCGGCCUGCCCCGGGGAUCCGUGCUGUCACCAGCGGCCGCAGGCGGCGGGCGGCCCGGCCUCGGAGGCGGCCGCCGGCACCCUGCAUCCGUACAGCUACAGCCCGGGCAAGGGCCCGCCGGCGGCGCACAAGGUGCGGCUGCCGUACCAGGUGACGCCGGGCCGGGACAGCGGGCCGAGCCAGGCCGAGAAGCGGCUGGAGGCGCUCACCCGGGAGCUGGAGAAGGAGCUGGAGCUACACGUCAAGAAGGAGUACUUCGGUAUCUGCGUAAAGUGCAGGAAGGGUGUGUACGGAGCCAGCCAAGCUUGUCAAGCCAUGGGCAAUUUGUACCACACCAAUUGUUUCAUCUGCUGCUCCUGCGGUCGGAGGUUACGAGGGAAGGCUUUUUACAACGUGAACGGGAAGGUGUACUGCGAGGAAGACUUCCUGUACUCUGGCUUCCAGCAGACAGCAGACAAGUGUUUUGUGUGUGGACACCUGAUCAUGGAGAUGAUCCUUCAGGCACUGGGCAAGUCCUACCACCCAGGCUGCUUCCGCUGCGUGGUGUGUAACGAGUGUCUGGACGGCGUGCCCUUCACCGUGGACGUGGAAAACAACAUCUACUGCGUCAAAGACUACCACACAGUGUUUGCGCCAAAAUGUGCGUCCUGUGGUCACCCCAUUCUCCCAGUGCAGGGCUCGGAGGAGACGAUCCGGGUGGUGUCAAUGGACAAGGAUUACCAUGUGGAAUGUUACCACUGCGAGGACUGCGGUCUCCAGCUGAAUGAUGAGGAAGCCCGUCGCUGUUACCCCCUGGAGGGGCAUCUCCUGUGCCACAGUUGCCACAUCCGUCGGAUCAACAUCCCCCUGCCCGCCCAGCCGCCCCCCACUUACCAGCUGCACGUCACCGAGCUGUGACGGGAGGGCCACCACCCAUCCCCCCUGUGCUGACCGGAGAGGGCAUUCUGCUGGCUGAGUCCUGCUUUAGGAACCACAAUCUAGGACCUUGCUGGCCCUUCCUUCCUUCCCGAGGAGGGCAGUGUCCACGGUUACUGUUAGUAACCCACUUUGGCUGGGACCCCGGAGAGCAGCAGCAGAAGGUGUGGACAGAGAGAAGAUCCAGACAUUGGAGCUGUGACCGAGUCCCUGCUCGCCAACGGUGUCGAGGGAAUGGUGGACUCCAGCCUCUGAGCUCCCCUCCAGUGAGAUGUCCACUAGGCGGCAGUUAGAUCACACAACCCUAAUCGCGGCUCAUCCAUUUUGUCAGCCUCCGGUAACUAGUCGGAUGUUUCUGAUUGAGGACCUAUUUAAUUCUGCACCUCUUGAGUGACCAAAGCCCUGGUUGCCCCUCUCGAGAGCGAGAGAGAGGGGGGGGGGCAUCUGGGAGAUACUCUUUAGCCCAGGACGUCUGUGCCUGCUCUUAACAUAGCAAACCUUGAAACUUGACCACAGCCACUGCUCAGUGGGAGCCUCUGCAUUUAUAAACAUGCCAUCCACCUGAUCUGAUUAACCCUUUCAGUACAUCACAACACACAGGCAUGUAGACUAUGCAAGGAAUCACAAGCGUUUUAUAUAAACUGCUCAAUGGUGGCAUUGUACAGUGGGCCCAACUUUGUAAUUUUGUAAUAGUUUUUUUAAAUGUAUGUCUUAUUUUCUAAUUGGAUGAUUCGGUACAUUUUCUGUACUGAUUAUUCGACGGACUCCCACCUCCCCACACCCGUCCCCUGCACCAGUCCACCUCCAGAUGUCGCCGGGCACUAGCAUCUUGGUCCUGAAGGUUGCUGGGUUAACCUUGUGAUUGUUGUCAGUUUUCCAAAGGGGGAAGGCUUUUCCCAAUGGGAAUGUUCAUCCCACUCCCUAAGGAAUGAGCGGCUGCCCAGAACCAGUCAUCAAAUGGACGCCCAGACCUGCUGGGACCAGUCACCUGCUGCUGGAAAUCUCAAACCUCCAUCCACCUUUAUUUAUUUUCCCAACCAUCCCACUUGCCGCCCCCACG